AUGAUUUAAAAACCUCAAGAUAUAUUGCUAAAGACUAAUUAUCAUGAAAUUAGUUUACUUCCUGGAAAACCAAUUUAUGAAUAUGAAUUAGAAAUUUAAAAUUCAACUCCAGAAUUAAUUUAAGCAGCAUUAAAAGCACAUAAAACCAUUUUAUUAGAAAUGCUUAGAAAUUAUAUGAGUAUUGAUAAUAAAAUAUACUCUCCUAAAAUAAUAGAUGGAAUUGAAAAAGGAUAAUCAAAAAUAUUGGGAAUAGAUGAAAUCAAUUAAGAAGCAUAACAUAUAGUUUCUAUUAAAUUAAUUGGUCGUUUAAGUGAAAAUCAUAUAAGCAAGAAUUAAAUAAUUGCUAGAUUAAUAAAAUAAGUAAUUAGAAAUUAAUUCUAAAUGGUUUCUAUUGGGAAAAUAGGUAGUAAACUAUUUUGGAAUUAAAGAGCAGUUAAAUAAAAAGAGAACAAUCUAGAAGUAAAUAUAUUUAUUUAAGACUUAGAUUUGGCCAGGAGUAGAAUGCGUUUAUUAAGCUAGUAAAAUAUAAAAUUUUAAACCUAAAUUAAUAAUUGAUUGUGCAUUUAGAAUACUUCGUUAUAGAUCUGUACUAGAAGAAUUGAAUUUAUAGAAACAAAAUAUUGAUAUUCUUAUUGGUUAGAUUGUGAUGACUACUUAUAAUAAAAAGUUUUAUUAAAUAUCUGGUAUAGAUGUUUAAAUGAAUCCAAAAUCUACAUUUUUAAAUGAAAAUGGUGAAACAAAUACUUUUGAAAAUUAUUACAAAACAAAGUAUAAUUAAAAUAUCAAUUCUAAUUAACCUCUUUUAAAAGCAAUUGUUAGAGGUAGAAGAGAUUAAAAUGAAAAAGAAAUAUUUUUAAUACCUUCUCUUUGUUAAAUGACUGGAUUAACUGAUGAAAUGAGAAAUGUAAUUAGAUUUAUAUAUUUUAGGACUUUAAAGCUAUGAAAAAUAUAUCAGAAAUAACAAAACCAUCUGCAGAAGUAAGAAUGAGAACUGCAUAAGACUUUAUUAAAUAACUUUAAGAUACUAAAAUUAUUAAUAAAAAGGAUAAUUCAUAAAAGGAACUAUUGAAUGAAUGGGGAUUAGAAAUAAAAAAAGAUUGUGUUUAAGUAUAAGCUUAUAAAUUAGAUCCUGGAAAUAUGUUAAUGGGUGGAGGAUUACGUUUAAAUUUAGGAGAUAACAACACAAAUUUAGAUAGAUAAACUUAAACUUAAAUGUAUUAAACUCCUACAUAAAAAUUACUAUUGGGAAUUAUAUAUAUUAAAAAUAAUACAGGAUAAGACGCAAUGAUUAAUUUCAUACAAAACUUUGAUUAAGCUAGAUAAGAAUUUUAGUUUGAUGUUUUUCUUAAACCACUAGUGGCUGAAAUGUACGAUAACAGAGAAGAAGAAUUGGAAAGAGCAUUACAAGAAUUAAAGGGGUAAGCUGAUAAAAUGAAUAAUAAGAUAAACUUUUUAUUAUUUUUGUUACCAGGAUAAAAGAAAAAAGCAAGAUUAUACAAAGCUUGUAAAAGAAUAUCUAUGGCCAAAUUUGGUUGUGCUUCUUAAGUAAUUAUAGAAAACACCUUAAAAAGAAAUACAAGAUCUAUUGUAAAUAAGAUUUUAAUUUAAUUAAAUGCAAAAAUAGGAGGAACUCCAUGGGCAUUAGAUGGUAUUCCUAGUAUAUUUACAAAUUAACCUACAAUGAUUUGUGGAGUUGAUAUUUUUAAAAAGACUGGAAGAAAAAGUCAAUUAGCCUUUUGUAGCACAAUUAAUAGAUAUUUUAGUAGAUAUUAUUCUUAAGUUGUAACAUCAGGUGAAUUUUGUUAACAUUUAUAAUAAUGUUUGAAGGCUGCUUUGAUUGCUUUCAAAUAAGAAUUAUAAAUUUAUCCUAAGAAUGUUAUCAUAUAUAGAGAUGGAGUUAGUGAUGGUGAAUAAACAACUGUAUUAGGAACUGAAUUACCAUAAUAUAAACAAGCUUUAAAAGAAUUAGAAUUAAAUGAUAUAUCACUUACUUUGGUUAUCUGUAACAAAAGAGUUUCUGCAAAAUUCUAUACUGGAGGUUAAGGUAGAGCAGAAAAUCCACCUCCAGGAACUGUAAUUGAUAAUAAAAACAUUACGAAUGAAGAUUCUAUAAAAUUUUAUUUAAUCUCUUAAUUGAGUAGAUAAGGAACUGUUACUCCAACUCUCUAUAAGGUUCUUUAUUCAGAUUUACCAGGUAUUUAUAUUUUAUAAUAAAUAAGGUAUUGAGUAAAUGAUUAAAUUAAUGACAUUCAAAUUAUGUUGGUUGUUUUAUAAUUUUACAGGGUCUAUAAAAAUACCAGCACCUGUUCGUUAUGCACAUUGUCUUAGUAAUUUUAUUGGAGAUAAUUAUGAUGAUAAGGAUAAAAUAAAAUUUCUACCACAAUAAGACUUAAUUUUUAAAAAAGUGCUAUUUUAUAUUUGA
This is a messenger RNA of Paramecium primaurelia, 2422 nucleotides long. The record is from the annotation of a GenBank genome assembly. NCBI's taxonomy places the organism in Eukaryota, Ciliophora, Oligohymenophorea, Peniculida, Parameciidae.